Artibeus jamaicensis (Jamaican fruit-eating bat) is the source of this 969-nucleotide messenger RNA. RefSeq names its product olfactory receptor 51Q1. Gene Ontology annotation, biological process: G protein-coupled receptor signaling pathway. Gene Ontology annotation, cellular component: membrane. The coding region runs from base 1 to 969 and encodes 322 amino acids. The transcript has a single exon. Lineage: Eukaryota; Metazoa; Chordata; Mammalia; Chiroptera; Phyllostomidae. Gene Ontology annotation, molecular function: G protein-coupled receptor activity; olfactory receptor activity. The record is from RefSeq and is a predicted model, not a curated record.
AUGGAGCUACAUUCCUCAGUCACGUCUGAGGGAACCAACACCACCAAAUAUCCCUUCUACUUCAUCCUCACUGGCAUCCCUGGAUAUGAGGACUACCACAUCUGGAUCUCCACCCCCUUCAGUUGUCUCUACACCACCUCCAUCAUAGGCAACAUCACAAUUCUCACUGUCAUCAGCAAACAGCCAUCCCUCCACCAACCCAUGUACCUGUUUCUCUCUAUGCUGGCUCUGACUGACCUCGGUCUAACCUUCACCACCUUGCCCACACUCAUGCCUCUUCUCUGGCUCAAUGUUCAUAAGAUCAGCUUUGAAGCCUGUUUUGCCCAGUUUUUCUUUCUCCAUGGAUUCUCUUUUAUGGAAUCUUCCGUGCUGUUGGCCAUGUCCUUUGACCGCUAUGUCGCCAUCUGCCGCCCCCUCCAUUAUGCCACCAUCCUCACCAAUGAAGUCAUUGGCAGGAUUGGGAUAGCUAUCAUUUGCCGCUCUGUACUGGCUGUUCUUCCCUCCCUUUUCCUGCUCAAGCGCCUGCCCUUCUGCCACUCUCACCUUCUCUCUCACUCCUAUUGCCUCCACCAGGAUAUGAUUCGCUUGAUCUGUGGUGACAUCCGGUUCAACAGCUGGUAUGGAUUUGUUCUGGUUUUGCUUAUCAUUGUGUUGGACCCUCUCCUCAUUGUGCUGUCCUACUCACUCAUCCUGAAAAGUAUCCUGAGCACAGCCUCCUGGACCGAGAGGCUCCGGGCCCUCAACAACUGCCUCUCUCACAUUCUGGCUGUUCUGGUUCUCUAUGUUCCCAUGGUAGGCUUAUCUAUGACCCAUCGCUUUGCCAGGAAUGCCUCUCCACUAGUCCAUGUUACCAUGGCCAAUAUCUACCUGUUGGCACCUCCUGUGAUGAACCCCAUCAUUUAUAGUGUCAAGACUAAGCAGAUCCGCCAGGGAAUUGUUCGCCUUUUUUCCCAAAGAAACACUCAUUAA